AUGUGGGACAAAUUUCAUUUCUACAGUUUGGUUGUGAGUUUAGUCUUGUAUCUCGUUGACCUAGCAACUGAUGUUUACGUCGCGGUUCAACAUCACAGGAAUGGUGACGAACUGUUAUCUUACGUCACAGUUUACAUUAUCGUUUUAUCUGCCGUUCUUGUGAAUAUUUAUGCGACGGCCACAUUAAACGCCUCGUGCAAAGUACGAGUUUUAGAUUGUCUCACCCACUUUUCAAUGAUCCAUCACUUUAUUGGUGAAAUCUGCCGUUGUAAAAAGGAAAGUGGCGGCGAUAAAGCUUAUCCCUGCGGCAGUCGAAAACAUUUUUCUGAAUGUGACUGCGAUACGUGCAAGAAGCAACUGGAGGAAAGUGUUAGAGCAUCCCUAGAUAUGUCAUACGUUCGUUCCAUGGAAGCAUUCACAGAAGCCGUACCACAAUGGGCACUCCAAGUUUAUGUGAUGUUUG
Messenger RNA from Paramuricea clavata, 463 nucleotides. The record is from the annotation of a GenBank genome assembly. NCBI's taxonomy places the organism in Eukaryota, Metazoa, Cnidaria, Anthozoa, Malacalcyonacea, Plexauridae.